Lactuca saligna is the source of this 924-nucleotide messenger RNA. The record is from the annotation of a GenBank genome assembly. NCBI's taxonomy places the organism in Eukaryota, Viridiplantae, Streptophyta, Magnoliopsida, Asterales, Asteraceae.
CCCAGCCAACACAUGUACCCUAAAAACAAGACAGGGAGAUAAGAAAUCCACCAAUGAGAACUUGACACCAAAUCUGUCCUAAACCAUCCUGGUUUUAGAUCCCUUUCUUAUGCAACUAUUCCCUUUCACCGUCCUCUUCUUUUUUUAUUCCUUACUUCCGUUCUCCCUCCAUUGAUAUAUAUCUUAUAAAAAUUGUAUUCCUACAUUUUAGAUAUCAAUCAAAUAGUUAUAAAAUCCAAGUGUUAAUUGGUUUAAUCGUCUCUCCCAAAUUCAAAUUCCACAUUUUUUUAUCCUACAAAUAUGGUUUCGUGGAUCUUAUAUAAAAGAGUAUGAACAUUAAUUUCUAGGUUUAUAUAACAAAUCAUGCAUUUAGUUUUUUUAGUACGUACGUACAUUUUUCUUAAACGUUAAAAAAAAGAUAGAAGCGUAGAAUACACAUAUAGUCUAUCGUAAGGCCAUUAAUCAGCCUUUACCUUUACCAUAUUUAUAAGAACUAAACUAUUGUCAGCUGAUGAGGCAGUUAAUGUUUGAAGUUAGAACGCAAAAUCUUUCAAAGUUAUUCGGGAAAGAGACCCUGUAAAAGCAAGCUAGAUGGGGAGAGGAAGGGUGCAGUUGAAGCGGAUCGAGAACAAGAUUAGCAGACAGGUAACAUUCUCCAAGAGAAGAACAGGUUUGCUCAAGAAAGCUCAUGAGAUCUCUGUCUUGUGUGAUGCUGAUGUUGCUCUCAUCGUUUUUUCCACUAAAGGCAAACUUUUUGAGUACGCCACUCACUCCAGUAUGGAGACGAUUCUUGAGAGGUAUGAAAGGUAUUCGUAUGCAGAGAAAUUGCUCACUGCUCCUGAAACCGAAACACAGGCAAGCUGGACUCUUGAAUCCUCCAAGCUUAAGGCAAAGAUUGAAGUUCUUGAAAAGAACAUAAGGUAG